CUUUUUCACUUUCUUCUGAUUUCCUCCUCCAAAGUCCUUUUUAAACACAAUAUUGUGUUCUCCAACACACUCACUCACCACCGUGUCCCCCUGUUUCUUUCUUUCGUCUCCUAUCCACUCAACAUAGCAGCUGCUUCACUUCUAUUUUCAGUUGUUUGCUCCCAAUUACUGGUCAAUGGAACAUAGUUUGAAAAGAAAGUCCCCAGAGAGUGGUCACCAUCCACUCUUGAACACCUUUUCUCUGGAUGAUCUCAAUGAGGACCUCUUGGAAAGGGUACUUUCGUGGCUACCAACUUCCUCAUUCUUUCGCCUCACAUCUGUGUGCAAAAGAUGGAAGUCAGCUUCUGCUUCAGCGAGUUUCAAGCUUGCCUGCUCACGUGUUCCUUCACGUGAUCCUUGGUUUCUGAUGGUUGCUCCCAGCCUCAACCAAUCUGUUGUCUUUGACUCUGCUGAAAACAAUUGGAAAAGACUCAACCAUUUGCACCUUUCGUGCGAAGAUUCUAGCAUAAGCUGCAUUCCUGUUGCAGCCUCUGGUGGCCUAGUUUGCUACCGCAAACACUCCGGCGACUUUGUUGUGUGCAACCCUGUGACUGGAUCGUGUAGUGACCUCCCUCCAUUGCAUUUUGCCCCAGAAAAUCAGCCUCUCAAUGCUGUUGUGAUGAGCACAACUUCCAUGGAUCAAGUCUCAUACAGGAUUGUGUUGGUCUUUGGCGAACUCCCGAAUCUUUUGUUUAAAGUCUACAACUCGAGCUCUGGCUGUUGGGAGGGCGAGAUUGCACUGAGGAGGAAGGUUAACGAUGACGAUGAUAAUUCCAUGGAUUGUGAUUCAUCUGAUGACAAUGUUGUGUACUUCCUUAGCAAGGCUGGAACUGUGGUGGCAAGUAGCAUGCAGAGAAGCCCUUCUAAGCAAUAUUCGUCGGUUAUUACUAACAAAGAUGGUCAUGAGAUAGUUUAUUUUCUGAGCUCCUCAGGGACUGUUGUUGCUUGCAAUUUAACAUACAAGUGCUUCUUUGAGUACCCCAGGUUGUUGCCUGUUUUCAGUGAGUACUCCAUUGAUAUCGUGGAGUGUGGCGGGGAGAUGCUGGUUGUUUUGUUAUCAGAAUUCUUGGAAAGCACAAGUCUUAGGGUGUGGAAAUUCGACGAGGCUAACCGGUGCUGGCAGCAGAUUGCUGCAAUGCCUGCAGCUAUGUCUCAAGAGUGGUAUGGAAAGAAGGCUGAUAUUAACUGUGUUGGAGCCGGCGAUCGGAUAUUUAUAUGCUUGAACUCCCCUGAGCUGUGUACUUAUGUUCUGUGUGAUUUGGUGAGCAACAAAUGGACCGAGUUGCCGAAAUGUUGCUUGAAUGGAGAAGUCAUGGAGUUCAUGUCUGCCUUCUCUUUUGAGCCCAGGAUAGAGGCUUCUGUAUGACACUGAAGUGAAGUGCCCCAGCCUGGUAUCUUGAUUUUGGUUAUCAUCCUUAUUUGUGUUGUGUUAGCUUAAAUUUUCUUCCCACUUGUAUUUGUGAUGCAAAAUAGCUAGUGCUGAUUUGUAUGAAAAUAGACAUGGAAGCUCUAAGUCUAACCAAAUGAUUGAUUGCUUGCUAACAGAGAUAUUGUAAUUGUAAUUCAUUGCUUGUUAGAUGUACACUGUUUACAGUGAAUGGUAUUAUCAGUGAAUGCACGGUUGAUGAUUCUUUUUCCUA
Cajanus cajan (pigeon pea) is the source of this 1679-nucleotide messenger RNA. Its product is annotated as F-box only protein 13. NCBI's taxonomy places the organism in Eukaryota, Viridiplantae, Streptophyta, Magnoliopsida, Fabales, Fabaceae. Gene Ontology annotation, molecular function: protein binding. The record is from RefSeq and is a predicted model, not a curated record.